Messenger RNA from Malassezia japonica, 432 nucleotides. RefSeq lists its product as uncharacterized. Lineage: Eukaryota; Fungi; Basidiomycota; Malasseziomycetes; Malasseziales; Malasseziaceae. The transcript has 3 exons. The record is from RefSeq and is a predicted model, not a curated record. Bases 1 to 432 code for a protein of 143 amino acids.
AUGGCGCGGCUUCCGCGGGCUGUUGAGCAGAUCCUGACCGCGUACCUGACGGGCGCGAUUGCGCAGCGCCUGAGCCGCUCUCCCGCCGUGCUUCGCGCGACGGACCGAAUUUUGCACGAGUGGGAUACGCUCCCCCAGCGGAUGCAAGGCAAGCCGGUGCCUUAUACACCACGCACCUUUGACGAGUACGAGACAGUGACACAAGAAGACCACGGCGAGCCACAUGACGAGCCGUCGCCCUUUCCUUUGUCGGGCAAGUACAGCGGCCAGGAUGCCGACCUAAAAAAGGCGCGGUCUACGAACGCCACCGCCUCUCGUGCGCCCGAGUCACCGCCCAGCGACGAGCGCGCUUCUCCACCCCCCAAAGAACCUUUGGACCCAGUUGCGGACGAGAUCCGCGCGCUACAGGAGAAACUACGGCGUCCUAAGUAA